CCGACCUGCAGACAGCCCUGCUCCGGCUGGAGGAGGCCGACAGCAGGUGUGUGACCCUGUCAGAGGUGAACGACAUGCUGCGGGAGCAGCUGGACGCGGCGCAGGAGGCGAACGACGCGCUGACCGGUCAGGUCGAGAAGCUCUCGGACGACUGGCAGCGGCUCUCCGCCGACCUGCAGGCCAAGGAAGCCGCCUGGAGGGAGGAGGAGCAGACCUACAGCAAGUACUACAGCGCCGAGCACGCCCGCACGCUGCGCCUGUGGCAGACGGUGGUGGCGUUCCGGCGCGACUUUGGCGACCUGCGGCUGGCCACGGAGCGCGACCUGAGCCGAGCGGCAGCUGCUGCGGCGAGUAUCAGUGUGCUGGAGAAGAUGCAGGAGAUGCAAAAGCAAGAGAUGACUUUCCGCUCCAAGACGCGAGAGCUGGAGAGCAAGCUGAAGGAGCUCAACAGCCAAAUCACCACUGGCCGGGAAGAAAACAGGGAGAAAGAGAGGGAGAUCACAUCCCUCAAGAAAAUCAUCCACAACCUGGAGUCGAGCUCGGCCGAGCAGCAACGCCGCCUGGAGGCGCACGAGCAGCUGCUGCAGGACGGCGAGGUGCUGGCGCGGGCCGUCCGCGAGGUAGCGCAGCUAGCGGCGGCACAGGCCGAGCCGUCCGAGCAGCAGCAGCAGCCCACCGUCGCGGCCGUGCAGGCGGUGCUGAACAGGCAGCAGCUGCGUAACCACGAGCUCCAGGUGAAGCUGAAAAGCUCGGCGGAGCAGCUGGCGCAGGCUAGGCCGCCGCUGCGCCGAGGUGAGACCCUCAACAGCGAGGCCGACAGUGCUCAGGCCAGUGUCCAGGAGCUGCGGAAGCAGAAGGACGCUCUGGAGGACGAACAGCACCACCUCAGCUCCGAAGUGGAGAGACUGAAGUCUGCACUAGAGGACUGCCAGCGUCUGCUGGAGGACAAGACGGCCAGGUCGGCAGAGCUCCGGGAGACGCUCGUGGCCCUGAAGGAGGAGCUCAACAGCACGCGGCUGGAGCGUGACGUGCUGGCGCAGGAGAAGGCCGAACUGGACGACAUACUCGGGAAGACGGAGCUUGACAAGGGAGACCUGGAGGCUCAAGUGACCCGUCUGGAGGCGGACGAGGCCGCCCUUCGUGACGCCCUGCUGAAGAUCCAGAACCUGAACGAGGGCCUGGGCGUGGACAAGAUGGACCUGAGUCAGAUGGUGGAGCAGAUGGCAGCGGAGGCGGCGGCGCUACGCUCGGAGCGCGCCUCGCUGGACGCCGAGCUGGCCGCGCUGAAGGAGGCGCUGCUGCGGGCGGAGCAGGGACGCACGCUGGCGGAGGCCGAGCGACUGUCGCUGCAGGACAGUCUGACGCAGAGCGAGCAGCAGCGGGACAAGCUGGAUGACCAGGUGUCUGAGCUGCUGGCGGACCAGUCGGAGCUGGAGAGCCGGCUGGCGGCGCUGGAGCGGCAGCGUGCCGCCCAGCAGGAGGAGCUGUCGCGCACCAGACUCGACUACGAGCGCGCCAAGGCCGAGAUGAACCGGACGGCCAGCGAGCGCGAGACGCUGGCGCGUGCUUCCGGUGAACUGCAGGCGCGCCACGCGGCCCUGCAGAAGGAGCAAGCCAGUCUGCGCGAGGUGCUGGCCGCCGUGAGGGCUGAGAGUCAGCACGCUGAGAUGCAACUUUACGAGAAGAGCUGCGCUCUGGAGGCGGCCGAGACGGCGCGCCGGCAGCUGGAGAAGGACAACAAACAGCUGACCCUGCGGCGGGAGGAGGUGCAGAACCAGCUGAACCUCGCCCGGCGGGACAUGGACCAGGAGGGCGGGCAGCUGCGUGAGAAGUGUGACGAGCUGCAGCGCAGGCUGGAGGAGGUGCGCACCGAGCAGGCCCGUCUGCUCUCCAGUCAGCAGCACCAGCACGAUGAGGAGGCGGCCCGGCUCACGCGCGAGAAGGAGGAGGCGGUGCGUGCGCUGGAGUCGCAGCUCCAGAAGUCGGCUCAUGCCUGGAGCCGCGAGCAGGAUGACCUGCUCGGCCAGAAGAAGCAGCAGGUGCAGGCGCUGCAGCGCGAGCUGGCGCAGCAGGCGCGCGCCGGCGAGGCGCAGCUGCUGGCCGUCGAGGAGAGCAAGCAGCAGGCGCUGACGCUCGCGCAGCAGGAGCAGCAGGCGGUCAAGGUCAAGCUCAAGGUCACAGAGGAGCACCGCGACAGGCUGGAGCGUGACCUCACCGAACUCAACCGCAAGCUCAGCGAAGCGGAGACCCAGAACGCUGACUGCAACCGUUCUUUGGCGGACACCAAGCGGGCUUUGCAGGAGGCUGAACAUGAGCUGGCAACGCUAGAUGGCAUUAACGGCGAGCUGCGUGACAAGAUUAAACCGCUCGAGGCUGAGAAGGGUGAACUCAAGCGGGUCCUGGACGAGGCCAACCAGAGAAUAAGCAUUCUGGACGGCGCGCAGGAGAGCUCGGCCAAACAGAGCCACGAGCUGCGCACCCAGCUGCGCGACCUGGAGCGGCAGGACGCCAACGACACGCACAAGAACGACAUCCACAACCUGCAGGUCCAGAUGCGGGACCUGGAGGCGGUGCGAGAGGGCCUGCAGAAGCAGCUGGCCGAGUGCCGCGCCACCGGUCACCGGCUCGAGGAGGACAAGGAGAACCUCGAGAUCCGACUGAGCGCCUCCAGCCAGGAGGCCACCGACCUCAAGGUUUAG
This is a messenger RNA of Pollicipes pollicipes, 2699 nucleotides long. Its product is annotated as rootletin. The record is from RefSeq and is a predicted model, not a curated record. The coding region runs from base 75 to 2699 and encodes 874 amino acids. The transcript has 25 exons. NCBI's taxonomy places the organism in Eukaryota, Metazoa, Arthropoda, Thecostraca, Pollicipedomorpha, Pollicipedidae.